Messenger RNA from Scaptodrosophila lebanonensis, 4411 nucleotides. RefSeq lists its product as uncharacterized. Gene Ontology annotation, molecular function: ATP binding; protein tyrosine kinase activity. Gene Ontology annotation, biological process: protein phosphorylation. The coding region runs from base 759 to 4154 and encodes 1131 amino acids. NCBI's taxonomy places the organism in Eukaryota, Metazoa, Arthropoda, Insecta, Diptera, Drosophilidae. The transcript is spliced from 3 exons. The record is from RefSeq and is a predicted model, not a curated record.
AUUAAGCAUUUACGUUUCGCUGUUGUUGCUGAGACUGGGCAGCGCUAACAAGUUUUGAACGCAUUGCUAAAACAAAUUUUCAACGCUUCGCGAGGCUUCGUGCAUUCGCCCCUAUAUAUUUUCGCCACAUUUGUUUUGUGCUAUCUUUCGUGGUUCGUUGUUGUUAUUGUUGCGUUGCUGUUGCCGUUGCGCUCAUUUGUACAUGGAAUAAGUUAAUUUUCAUUUAAUUUAUGCGAAAUUACAAAAGCGAAUGUGAAAAAUAUAAAACAAGCGACAGCCAGGAAAACCAUGCAACGCCUUUGUAAAAGGGUAAAAGUGUGGAAAAUUGUGCAAAAAAAGUGUGACGUCGUUUCUGCUGCCCUCUUGCUGUCGUGAUGAUGGCCAAUUUCCACACUAAAACGCAGCGACGUCGACUGCGACUGCACUGGCAUAGACAGCUGCUGCUUUAGCAAGAGUAAACAAAGCGACACACACAUACACAGCCACGCACACACGCACAAUUAUUAAAGUGACGACGACGACGACGUCCUUCGCCUUGCGCCCGCUGGAGACCUCAGACCCAGACCAACAGACAACCUGCGCAUCAAAUUACACAUCAUCACCAUCAUAUCAUCAUACUCCUCACUUACAACCUGUUUGGCGCAGACAGGAAGUUUUGCAACGGAAGCAUCGCGACCACCAGCUUAACGAUUCUACACCUCUCUGCGGCAGCUGUCACCAAAACUCUUCACAUUUGAAGCUACGUUGUUGGCGCCAGAAUGGGAUCCCCUUCUGGUGGCGAUGGCGGCCCAAAUGAGACCGCCUGGCUGGAAGAUUUGCUGCGGGAGGUGCAACUGGAGCAAUUCCUAGAACGGAUCCGUGACGAUUUGCAAGUGACGCGACUGCCACACUUCGACUAUGUGCUGCCCGAUGAUCUGGAACGGUGUGGACUUGGCAAACCGGCGAUACGCCGGCUUAUGGAGGCAGUAAGGAAGAAGAAGGCACAUCAGUGGCGCAAAAACAUACUCUCCAAGCUGAUAGGUGGCGGAAAACAACCGUCUUCCAAGAAGCAACAACAGGGUCAGUCGGCAGUCCGGGAUGCGCAGCAAGGCAAUGGUACACAAUUAACGUGUCUCAUACACGAACGGGACAUUACACUGGGUCUUAAGCUCGGCGAUGGCUCCUUCGGUGUAGUGCGACGUGGCGAGUGGAGUGCUUCACCCACCGGGAAAGUUGUUCCAGUGGCCGUCAAGGUGCUGAAGUCGGAUAAUCUCACCCAGCCGGGCAUCAUUGAUGACUUCUUUCGCGAGGUGCAGGCCAUGCACGCUCUCGACCAUUCGAAUUUGGUGCGUCUAUACGGGGUGGUGCUGUCGCAACCCAUGAUGAUGAUCACAGAGUUGGCGGAACGCGGCUCGCUUCUGGACACGCUACGUAAGCAGUGCCGGCACACCUCGCUCACACACAUCUGGAACUGGUCCGUGCAGAUAGUGACGGGAAUGGCGUAUUUGGAGCAGAAACGUUUUCUUCAUCGCGAUCUCGCCUGUCGCAAUGUGCUUCUGGCCUCCGGAAACAAGAUCAAGAUUGGAGAUUUUGGUCUGAUGCGGGCACUGCCGCAGGAAGACGAUUGCUAUGUUAUGUCCGAGCACAAGAAAGUGCCGUUCCCCUGGUGUGCACCCGAGUCGUUGCGUUUUCGCCAAUUCUCGCAUGCCUCGGACACAUGGAUGUUCGGCGUCACGCUUUGGGAAAUGUUGUCGUUCGGCGAAGAUCCCUGGGUAGGUUUGAAUGGCUCACAAAUAUUGCGCAAGAUCGAUCGCGAAGGUGAGCGACUGCAUCAGCCAGAUGCAUGUCCACCAGAUGUUUACGCCAUGAUGCUGCAGUGCUGGGACAAGACGCCGGCAGAGCGACCCACAUUUGCGGCUCUGAAGGAAUACCUGGCGGGCAUGUCACCUCCAUUGAUGCGUGCCUCACGCAGCUAUCACGAAACCAAAGGCCUGCAGAUCGAAGCGGGUGAUACUAUUGCCGUCAUCGAUGGUCGUCCCGAAUUGAAACUCAUCAAGGGCCAGAAUCAACGCACCUUCGAGAUCGGCAUCUUUCCUCGCACCCUGCUGGAGAAGCACAAAUUGGGUCAUGGCGAUGUUAUCUUGCGCGAAAAUGGCCGUCAGUCCGGCGGGAGUGCCGGACAAUCACCCUUUGGCUUCUGCUGGGGCGGUGGCGGUGCCUCCAUGGUCAACGGCGAGGACAGAAAUCGCAAGUGCGCUUCCCUAGCGCACACCCAAAGCUUUGGAGCGCAGCCGGUGCAGGGUCAUGCCAAGGAGCGCAAGUCUAUAUCGAGCAAGCAAUUUGCGUACAACAAGCUGGUCAACGAGGCAGGUGUGCUGCAGCGACGCAAUGCCGUCAAGCAACGUUCGUCGCAGAAAGGUUCGGGACCACAGCGCCCACCGCCGCCGCAGUUGCAUCAACAGGAGGGCAUACUCAUCGACAUUUCGCCAGAGCUGGCAAGUGGUGGUGAGACACGCCCCUUAGGAGAUAGCUCCUCCCUGAACAUGGACAGUUCCUUCUGCAUACUCGAUGCGCCCAUUGAUGUGCCCACGUUUGGAGACACACCCUCCAGCCCCAACACGCCCACGUACUUCAACGAGCAGCCGCAAUUCGAAUUUGAAACGGGCGCCGUGGUUCCCGUCGUGGGUGUUUCGCCUGCACGCCUGCAACCGCCGCCCUACCAAAUGCCACCCACUUAUUCCAACACCAUGGAGUUUGCGCACCAAAAACGCGAGCAGGUACAACAGCCAGCGGCACGGGAUCCGUUCGAUACAAGUAGCUUGGACGUGGCUGGGGCCCUAACGCUCUACUCUAACGUCACUCAGUCACCGCCGGCUCCUUUACAAUCUACGAGCGCAAUCUACAGUAACCCCGCAGCACGUAAAAAUCUCUUUAACAACACCAACCCAUCCACAAGUAAUGGUUAUGGCAACAAGGAGAACAUACCUCAAGCUGUCGAAAACACUGUAGCUCUAGACUCUGCGGUCCACUUAAAUUUGAGCAGCCUAUCUCUGGAGCAUCAUGACACGACCACCACGAUCACCAGCUUGGCGGCAGCUCCACCAACGGCAGCUGUCGUAAAGCCUGUAGAAAACUUCCUACUUGAUAAGUCGUUUAUAGCCGAAUUGGAAAAGGACUUGUACAGCGGCAGCAAUAAGGUCCAGAGCGACUACGAACGAAACACGGCCCAGAUGUAUGCCAACAAGGAGAUUGUUUACAAACAGAAUCUCACGCCACUAAAGAACACAGGCACUUCAAAUCACUCCAGUCCCUCCUCCAAUAUCAACGCUUCGCCAAGUGUGCGCCCAUACGAGCCAGCGCUUGUUCACACCACGCCCAAGCAGAACAAUGUGGAGGCGGCAAAUACAGGUUCCACGACGCAGAGUGUCGUCAAUCGCAUUUGGUACGAACAGGUGGCCGCUCCUUCGGAAUAUUAUGCGCAACCGCCGACAGAUGAGCAACUGUACGCCAACCAAUUGGCACCGGCGACUGGAAACUCUACUCAAGUGGAGGCAAACCACUCGUUUGUGGCCAUUUCCAAUCGUGUUGUGGCGCCUCUGACCAAUGCAUAUGCAUCAACAGCUUCGCUUUAUGGCAGUCUCGGUGGCGGCGAACGCUACGAUGCCGUCGCCUCGGCAGCCAACUCCACAUAUUAUGGACAAGUUCCGCAGCCGUUAGCUACAAAUGCAGUCAAUGGAGCUCCAUCUGCAGCAGCAUUUUACGAUGAGGUUACGUUCGACGAUUAUCUGCGGCCUCAUCGUCCAGCACCGCUGGCACCACCACCACUGUCGGCCCAGCAAAUCCAGCGACGACUGGAGAAGAUGCGCCAACAACAGCAGCAGCAAUUGGAUGGUGCCAAUAAUUUGUAUGCACCAGUGCCUGCAGAGAUUGCCAGCGAACAAGAGAAGGUACAACAGCUAAUGCAGGACCUGGGCUCGGCAGCAUUGGAACAGGACGUGCGUAAUGCCUUGCGAGCCGCCAGUGGUGAUAAAAAUCUGGCUCUACGCCACUACAAAAUCGAUCAGUUGACCCGUCUGGGCGUUGCCAACAGGCAGCUGUGUGAGCAGGCCUUGCAGCAAACGGGCUGGAGCUUGGAAAUGGCAGGCGCCCUGCUUUUGGAGACGACAGCGGGCUAGGCACCACCCAUCUCUUAAAAGGAACAUCACAAUGUAAUUACCUUUAUCGAAAAUGUAUUAGUAUUGCCUCUUCGCGAGCCGUUCUUUAACACACAAUUGCUGAAUACAGCGGUAUUUCGUUUAUUUUAAGUUUACUUAAGGCCUUCGAUAAACUCCUCGAAUAUUUGAAGAAUACUCAUCAGUUGUGCAACGAGAAUUUCAACUACAGCAUCCCAGACUGAUGGCGUAGUGUAUAUUUUUUCAGUUUUUUAGCAUAA